Molecule: messenger RNA, 2055 nt
Organism: Botrytis fragariae
Lineage: Eukaryota; Fungi; Ascomycota; Leotiomycetes; Helotiales; Sclerotiniaceae
Product: putative ribosomal protein s10p s20e protein
Exons: 10
Coding region: 1-2055 (684 amino acids)
Biological process (GO): translation; mitochondrial tryptophanyl-tRNA aminoacylation
Cellular component (GO): ribosome; mitochondrion; mitochondrial matrix
Molecular function (GO): structural constituent of ribosome; tryptophan-tRNA ligase activity; ATP binding
Source: RefSeq, a predicted model, not a curated record
AUGGUUGAACCUGAAAUACAAUUUAACAUUUCUCAUAACUUUGAGCCAGGCAUGGCUACUCCAAUUUUCACGCGCAUACCAUGGCGCACAGUCAGUAGGCUGGGAGCAUCGGCAAAACCAGUCUUCUCGAAUGCCUUCAAAACACCACAAUGUGCGGUUGCACCAUUCACAUCACAGUCUGUUAGAUAUGCAUCGAAUAAACCUGAUGCACCAGAACCUGCUUCUGCAGGAACAGCCUCGAUAACUCCAUCCACAGCAGAGCCUGCCGCCGAGGAACCCUCCGACGAAGAUAUCUUCAAUGUCCGUUACCCCCGUAACGUUCAAGCAAUCUACCUCAAGCCCCUCCGCCGCGAAGCCAAAUAUGGAGUCCCCUCAUGCGAUCUCCAACUCCGAUCUUACAGUAUUCGUAACCUAGAGUUCUUUUCCGACUUCGCUCUCCGCGCUGCAUAUUAUCUCAAAUUACCUGCAUAUGGACCUGUGCCGCUGCCUAGAAUGAUAGAGAGAUGGACUGUACCGAGAUCGCAUUUCGUUCAUAAGAAGAGUCAAGAGAAUUUUGAGAGAAAAACGUUAAGGAGGUUGAUUCAGAUCAAGGAUGGACACCCAGAGACCGUGAGCCUGUGGUUGGCCUUUUUAAGGAAACAUGCGUACUAUGGGAUAGGAAUGAAGGCGAAUGUUUGGGAGUAUAAUAAGAUUGGCGUGGGUAAAGCUAUGGAUGCUAGUAUGGAGGAGAUGAAGGAAGUUAUGGAGCCACAGUGGGAGUUGUUUGGUAGAGGACAGAGUACUAAGACUGCGGAUAAGGUUAUGGAGAUUUUGAAUAGGGAGAGCUUCAAGGCGGCUGCGGGAGGUAGCGCCCCUGGCGCUUCAGAAUGUGAAGUCACGGAUUCUGCAAGUCGCCGCCCCCCUAAAUCAUGUGUCCAAACGACACCAAAGCACCCAGCAAUCCUCCCCGUCCAAAGUAAUAUUUUCCGGUAUUCAGCCCACUGGAAUACCCCAUCUCGGAAACUAUCUUGGGGCACUACAAAAUUGGGUGCGGCUACAGGAUACAGCGGAAUCGAGUACGAAGUUGUUUUACUCGAUUGUGGAUUAUCAUGCGAUUACGAUACCGCAGAAAAGAGAAGAGCUGAAGCGGUGGAAGAAGGAGGGUUUGGCAACGCUCUUGGCAAUUGGAUUGGAUCCGGAGAGGAGUACGGUGUUUUAUCAGAGUUCUGUUGCAGCGCACACGGAAUUGAUGUGGAUAUUGAGCUGCACGGCUUCGAUGGGAUAUCUGUCUCGUAUGACACAAUGGAAGGUUUGUCUCUGUCUCCCUGCCGCAGAUUUUUACAUACUUCACUUGGCCCUUUCACUGAUACGCAACAGAGUAAAUUAUCUCUCGAAGAUGACGCUUCACCAUUAGAUGGUGGCAAUAAAUCUAAGCUCAAGUUGGGCUUGUUUUCGUAUCCAGUCCUGCAAGCUGCGGAUAUUUUGGUUCAUAGAGCAACCCACGUUCCCGUUGGCGAAGAUCAAACCCAGCAUCUGGAAUUCGCCCGUGAAUGCGCUACAAAUUUCAACCAUGCAUACGGGCCCCAUCUCAUUGCACCUCAGACCCUCCUUUCCCCAACAAAACGCAUAAUGUCUCUCCAAUCCCCCACCCAAAAAAUGUCCAAAUCGCACCUCGCCCCUAUCUCCCGCAUCGUCCUGACUGACUCACCCGACACCAUUACCAAAAAGAUCUCGUCCGCUCUGACUGACUCCCAAAACGCGGUUUCUUAUUCACCUUCUGAGCGCCCUGGCGUUUCUAAUCUUCUCACACUAUGGUCAUCAUUCGAUACCCAAAAUCCAAAACGAACACCUGCGCAAAUAGCCAAAGAAUGCAAGGCAAAGAAGUUUACUUUGGGAGACUUGAAGCGGGAGACUGCCAAUUCGGUGAACACAGGAUUGGAGCCAAUCAGAAAGAAUUAUGAGAGACUGUUGGGGGAUGAAGGGUAUGUAGAGGAUGUAGCGAGGAAGGGAGGUAUUAAGGCGAGGGAAAAUGCAGAGAAGACUAUGGUUGAAGUUAGAGAGGCGGUGGGAUUCUAG